GAAGCCGCGGCGGCUUACAGCAGCUCCUUGAACCUUUCUGCUAACGGGAGGGAGCAGUACAGCAGGGGUUUCGGCAGCUCCUAUUCCAGCCCUUAUCCGGCUUACAUGAGCCCCGAAAUGGCCACGACUUGGACUUCUUCACCCUUCGACAGCCCCAUGCUGCACAACCUGCAGAGCCGAGGGACGCCCGCAGCCGCCCGGCACGCCAAUAUAGCAGAAUUUUUUGAUGAUUAUUCAGAGGGGCGAGAAUGUGUCAACUGUGGGGCCAUGUCCACCCCACUCUGGAGGAGAGAUGGCACGGGGCACUACCUCUGCAAUGCCUGCGGGCUCUACCACAAGAUGAAUGGCAUCAACCGGCCCUUGUUCAAACCUCAGAGGAGGCUGUCGGCUUCCCGCCGCGUCGGUCUCUCUUGUGCCAACUGCCACACAACGACAACCACGCUCUGGCGCAGAAACGCUGAGGGAGAGCCCGUCUGUAACGCCUGCGGACUCUACAUGAAGCUCCAUGGGGUUCCAAGGCCUUUAGCAAUGAGAAAAGAGGGCAUUCAGACGAGGAAGCGCAAGCCGAAGAACCUUAACAAAACAAAGGCGCCAGCAGGUCCAUCCAGCAGCGAGAGUCUUACCCCGACCACCAGCUCCACCAGCAGCAGCAGCAGCGCCACGACCACUGAGGAAAUGCGCCCCAUAAAAACAGAACCUGGGCUCUCAUCUCAUUAUGGGCACCACAGCCCAAUUUCUCAGGCAUUCUCAGUCUCUGCCAUGUCUGGACAUGGAUCAUCCAUUCACCCUGCAAUUUCAGCUCUGAAGCUUUCCCCGCAGGCUUACCAGUCAGCUAUCAGCCAGUCUCCACAAACCAGCUCCAAACAGGACUCCUGGAACAGCCUGGUCUUAGCUGAAAACCAUGGGGACAUCAUAACUGCAUAACCUGGUCUUCCACCCAUGGACUUCAGGUUGAUCUGCUUGAGAGAUGAAGAAGAUGCCACGUAAUCAUCAAGUCAAUGUUGUUUCCCACCUCCCCUGCUCUCCCUCCUUCUCUCCCCUUGUGAGAUGUUCCAGCAAAGAGGUAAAGAGGACUUAUCUGAGGUGUAGGAGAGCUCUUAUGAAAUGAACAGAGAAGACUCAAAUCUCCAUGCUAAUGGAUUUGAAGCCUUUUCCCUGCCUUUAAACGAGCCUCUCUAUUUGAUUAUCAACACCUUCUAUGAAAUAGCCA
Molecule: messenger RNA, 1210 nt
Organism: Balearica regulorum gibbericeps (East African grey crowned-crane)
Lineage: Eukaryota; Metazoa; Chordata; Aves; Gruiformes; Gruidae
Gene: GATA4
Product: GATA binding protein 4
Biological process (GO): positive regulation of transcription by RNA polymerase II; cell fate commitment; negative regulation of transcription by RNA polymerase II
Cellular component (GO): nucleus
Molecular function (GO): RNA polymerase II cis-regulatory region sequence-specific DNA binding; DNA-binding transcription factor activity, RNA polymerase II-specific; zinc ion binding
Source: RefSeq, a predicted model, not a curated record